ACAGCAGUUGUAUUAGCAGCUUAUCAGCAUUAGCGCCUGCUGCUCGCUCUGCCCCCCCUCCGGGGUGGGUGUGCGUCGUCUACGCUGUUACUGUCUCUUUAAAUUUACCCAGGAGCCCCUUAAGGAGCCCCAGGGGCCCCUAGUCCGGCUCCCCACCCAGAAGACAAGCAAGAACCUUAAAAUACAUUACUGGAGGCCUAAGCUGAGACGAGUCUUGCUUGAGCACUACAAAGUGUUUUCGCCGGCGGAUUGAGUGAUUCUAUGAAAAGUUAACUUGGCUCCCGUGCGGGGCGCGUGGGAGAAACCCUGGAGAACACGGGCUCCAGAACGAUGAGCGCCAGCCAGAUGCGUGUCGAACGGUGCCGCGCGGCGGAACAUGUUCCUGCUGUGACAUGUUGUUCAUGUGAGAGUGACAUGUCCCGCUCCGCCGCUUCGACCCGCUGAGGAGGGAGGUAGUACACGAGCUACAACUACAUCAACAGCCAGGCCAGUGAUGGAAGAGAAAGAGACGGGGGAGAGCGAGCCAGUGGACCUCCGCUCUUCCGAACAGUCUGAGUUGCUCUCAUUAAUAAUAAGCGGAGAGGAGGAAACGACGCAGGAGGGGAGCGACUUGGGAGAAGACAAUCUUGCCAAUGGCCAUGGUGGAGAGGACUCUGAGACAGGUAUGGUCACACCUGUGAGAUCACCUGCCACCAGCUACUGGAGCAUCACAGAGGGACCCGACCAUCCACUCCUUCUCUCCCCAGCGCCCGGGCCCUCUGGACGCAAACCCAGGGUCCAGAGAGCGUCACGUCCAGGCCUGAGCAGGAUUCCUGGCCGCGAUCACCGCCGCUACUACCACGAAUACUGGCGCAGCGAGUACUUAAUGGACUUUGACCCCCAAAGGCACGGAAUGAUCUGCAUGGUGUGCGGCAGCACGCUCGCAACCCUGAAGCUCAGUACCAUCAAGAGACACAUCAGGCAGAAGCACCCGGACUCUCUCCUGUGGAGUCCUGCAGACAAAGAGGUGAUCCGCUCUGGCUGGGAGAGCCAUCUGAGUCUGGGGGCAGGUCAGAGGUCUGCUGCUGGACCCUCGCUCCAGGUAGAAGAAGACUCAAUGCACUUUGGGCAGCAAAUGGGUGAAACUCCAGAUCAAGUUCCACUGCAGGAGCACCAACAGCCGCCCCCCGCUUCGACUCCACGGACCUUAGAGGACGAGAGCCUCCAACCCCAAGGGGAGGAGGACGGGCUCCCCGGACCGUCGGCGCGGACCUUGGAGCGCUACCUGAAUGACUCUCUGCACGCUUGGUUCCGCCAGGAGUUCCUGAUGGAGUAUGAGGCUGAGGCCGGACGCCUGCUCUGCAUGGUGUGUGGAGCAGUACUUCCCUCACUCCACUUGGAUCACAUAAAGAGCCACGUACUGGAAACCCACCCCAACUCACUGGUGUACAGCUCUGAGGAGAAGCACUGCAUCCUGCAGGCCUGGGCCCAGACCCACGGUGAACCAGACUCAGUUAAGUCAGAACCUACACCCAACACCAAAGCAAAGGGGGCUGACAUUUUCACAGAAGACCUUAAGGUGGUUCCAAUCAACGCUGACAUGUUCCCAGAGGGUGACAGCACUUUAACUCAGGACAUUCAUCUGAUCGGUGAGGAUGGAGGGGUCGGGGCCCCACGUCUGCCAUCACAGCCUUUCCGGCAGUCCAGGAAGAGGCGGCUGAGAGGGGGUGACCCCUGGCGACUCCGCCUCGACUAUCUAGUAGCCUAUGGGCCCCAAGACCAGGGCACCUUUUGCAUGGUGUGUUCUCAGGUCUUGCAUGAAAGCAAGGUGAGCAGCUUCCGCCGCCACAUUCAGGAAUGCCACCCUGAGACCACAACGCUGAGCCGACAAGAAAGAGAAGCAAUGGCUGCUGCCUGGACCAAAGACUCGUCUGCUGAUGGAAUGCAAAUACCAGAUGAACUGAACCCCAGUGAAGCUGUUGCCUUCAGUACUACCAAAGGCAGAAAUGAGGAUUCCACCUCUGACGUCUGCGCUCCCCUCAACGCCAUGAACAGCAACGACAGCAGCGUGACCGGAGGGAGGAGCCGAUCCAAGGACUGUUGCGUUGCAGCCCAGGUCCCUCGCCACGGCCAUUACCCCGGGAAGGACCAGAGGAGGAACUACCAGGUGCGCUGGCGAAUGGAAUACCUGAUGGAUUAUGACUGUAGGAGACAUGGCCUGAUCUGCAUGGUGUGUGGAGCCACUCUGGCGACGCUGAAGGUCAGUACCAUCAAGCGGCACAUCCAGCAGGUUCAUCCUCACUCCCUGCUGUACGGCACUGAGGAGAAGGAGCAAGCCCUGCUGAGCUACAGCCAGACUGCCCUGCACUUUGUCCACUCUGAUGACUGCUUCUCCUCCCAGGACCACGGACUCACGCAGGGCGCUGCCUCUCCCGCGCAGCUUGGCACUUAGAAAGGGCUUCUGUCUGUUUUCUCUCCUGGCUACUGUUCAGAAGCAGCCCUCACUUUUCUGUCCCUAAACCAUAAAAAUGGAUGACUCUUCAUCUCACCUCUAGUGUGAAAUCAUAGCACAAUUGUGUUAUAGCAAGAAAGAGUGUGAGAGUAAGAUUCAAGUUUACAAAAGUGGGGAUAAUCUCUUUAAAAUCCCCUUCAAUUUACUUCUUAGUUUCUCUAGGAGGCUGAAAAUGAAGUGAUGUCAAAAUGUCAAAGCUUCAUGAACAUUUAAAAGUCCAGUGACUCAUUAAGAAGGAACCAUGACACUUUAUUUAGAUUUCCUUUUUGGAAGCUACUGAUGUCUUUGCACAAAAUGAACCAAAUCCUGGCCAACAGAGUGGAAUAUGUGCUACAACAGAUAACACAUGAAAGCUACUAUUAAGCCAUGUGAGUCUGCCUUUUCCAUAUGAUGGAAUCCAUAAAUCAGUGCUGAGAACAGCAUAAUAAUGCAAAGCCAUAUUUCAUAAAGAGUGAAGCUGAAUUGGACUGAAGCAGGGCCUCAGACAGAGGCUUCAUGACCACAGGUUGAAAGUUUCUAGUUGAACGAUUUCACUCAGCAGGUUAGAUCCCUGAGGGGCAAAAAGCUUGUUGACAGGACUCAAACAUCUUUACAUUUAGACGAAACCUGCAGUCAGGAACAUGUUGAGUCGAUUAGAUCUCAAUAAACUGAUGUUUGUUUUUUUUAUAUUUUGCAACCUUGAUCCACAGGACUGGCAGCAUCACGACUAAUGCCCAACUGUUAGCAAUGAACUGAAUUGAGCUGAUGCUUUAAGUCAUUCUGAGCACUUAGAGAAUAAUCCCUCAGGUCCAAUAUUCCCCAUCAGACACUACUGCUUGUUAAACUGCUUUGUUCCUACAUUUCUCUUUAAUUAGCUACAAAAAGAGCAAAAUAGUGUUUGUGUUGCAGGUUUCCUGUACCAGAGGAGUCAUUUUCACACAGAUCCUUUGACAAGUUGUUACAUAUAUGCGGCCACAUCACUGGCUCACCUGCUGGGUGUAGGAGCUGCUUUUUAUUGCUGUAAUGAAUUAUAAACGGAAUCAGUAGUUGGUGACACUGUGAUGACAACAAAGGCUAAACUAAGAAGCAAUUUAAACAGUAAACAUAAGCCCCUCCGAGUCCCAAAAUACUUUGAGAGGUUCAGAAAUUUUUCAUUAUUCUUGCAUUUAUGAAGGAUAAUGUCAAAGAGCAGAGAAGUCUGACCACCUGUCAAAGCAAAACGGAGCAGGAGCUUUAUACAGGAGCAGCUUCCCAAAAGGUGAUUCCAUGACAACCCUUUUUGUGUCUAAAUGGGUGUCUAAAUGUGAACACGCAUUUAUUUUUAAAGGGAAAAUGUGUCAAUUGUUCCAAGAUCCUCAGAUUCAAGCUUAACUAUAGUAUUACUUCUAAAUAGCGACAUUUAAUGAAAAGUCAUUUAUAUGGAGCUUAUUCUGCUGCACAGCCUCCAUUUUCUUCAUUUGGGGAUCAGAAAAACUCCUAGAAUCUCAGCAGUCAUGACACGGAAAUGUAAUGAUCUGGCCCCUAGUCUGGUACAUAUUAGACAGAAAAUAAUAAAUGUUUCGUUAACAUAACAAAACUAAUCAGCUACAUGUCUGUGAAAUGGAAGUUAAAUAUGUUUGAAAGAGUUCUGAUUGACUUAGAUUAUAAAAUAGUUGAAAAAGAAAUAUUGAAAUUUUCUAGGAUUUAAAAAUAUGUUUGGGUGAUUUUUAUUUUAUUUUUUUCGCAGCGAUAAUUUUUCAUUACAAAGUUAAAGAACAUUUCAGUGAAAUUAAAGCAAAGCCAAAGAGGUGUCUCUUUCUCCAUCGUGGCUUUCCUCUGUCACAGAACAACCGCUCCAUCCUGUCAUUUAUUAGAUUUUGCUUCAUUUAAUUCACAUUUUACCAGACAAAUAUUCAGUAUGCACUGUUGCAUCAAGCUUCAUAGAAACCAUUUUGGUUUCUAGCAAAUGGAAAGUAUACAGAGGUGACUAGCUUCUGUCUCAGUGUCAGCUUUAAGGAUUCUGGCAGCUGGAAUUGAAUUGUUGUUAAUGAGACAAACUUACAAAUGAGUCUCUGGGCUUUAAAGGUUUUAGGGACACCAUUGAAUAUUUAUUUGUUCAUAUUUGGGCUUGUUUCUGGUCAGGGCCCAAGUCUUUUCUCAGGAAGUUAGAAACCGAGUGACAGACGAAUACAACGCAGCACUUUGUCCCAUCAGAUCUACUAAACUCCACCCUAAUCUGUGUGCAGCCAGUGAAAUGUUUGCCGUUUUUGCUGAUGACAAUGAAUGGAGCAUAUGGAGCUUAGUCCUUGUUUACAAGUGCAGGUGAAGGAUGCCCUCCUUAGUCGUCCGUUUCAAUCUCAGUCUAGGUAAUACAGCACCAUGCAUCCUUCCCAUCAGCCAAAUCAUCCUACCUUAACACUGCACAAAAAAUGUGUAAAUAUCUGAAAAUGAGUUGUAUUUUUCCUUUAUAUGAGCACUUUUUUGCAUCCUGGUUUUUACAAAAUAUGUUUGUAACUAAGUCCAGUUUUUCUACUUUAUUCAAAAUUGAACGAUGAAGGCAUGUUUUAACGCUGGACAAAUGCUUGUUAAAUUUAUGAAUUCACUUUGCAGACUUUGUUCCGCUUCAUUGUGUUUUUUUUUUUCCCAUUCAGUGUACAAAGUUUAUGCAACAUGUAAAAUAGUUCUGUCAUAGAAUGUCACUUCUUCUUCUUUUUCUUCUUCCUCUUCUCUUGGUAAACAUAUCUCAGGGAUUCUGUUUGCAUCAACACUUUAAUCAGUGAUUGUUUUUUAUUUUGUUUUUCUUCUAGGCUGUCGCUGUUUGACACUUCUGGAUUUACGUGUUGGCUUCAGUUGUGUCACCGUCAAACAUAAAUACCACAGUGAAUUAAAAGCCAUGUUUUAAAAUAACUAGAGCCAAACAUUCUGAUUAAAAAACUAUAGAUUUCUAGAGAUUAAAUUAAAACUAAUGAUGUUAAAAAAAAAACAUUUGAAGAGUUAAUCUUAGUGACGCAAGGAUGCAAAAAUUUGGGCCGAUGUUGACAUCUACACAUUUCCCAACUAUUUCCACACUGUGAAGAAACAAUCAUAUAACUCUGACAUUGUGCCUCUGCUCCAGUUAUUGCUGCGUCACUAUCAGUGUCACAUGACCAGACAAACCGCCUGCUUCAAACACAUUCACAAGCAGCAGUAAGGUGGGAAUGUUGGUUAAUGUCAGCAUAUUUUUACUUAUGGGACAGAUUCCAAUAUGUUGAAACCUGACUAACAUUGGCCGAUACUGAUGCUGACGUCAGUAUCCCUACUUACCGGUACUUUUAUUUCUCCAAUAUCAAACCAUCCUACCUUAACGAUGCACAAUCUCAGGGUCAAAACAAUGCAUAGCAACAAGCUAAAAGGCACAAUGCUUUAAAUAUGACCCUAUGUAGUCUGAACUGUAUCUCAGCCUUUGUCAUGUGACGGUGGGCUCAUGACUCUGUGGUAUUUAUGUGGGACUGACAUUCAUAAACAGUUGAGAUGUCUUUAAUGAAGGAUGAAAUCUUUAAUCCAAAGCUAACGUAAAGUGACAUGACAGAACAGGCUCCAUCUUUGUGGCUCCUCUUCUCUGACAUUAGCACUUAAUUCAUGAGACGAUGAAGUGAGACAUGAUGCAUUGCUUGUGUGUAUGUGUGUGUGUGCGUGUGUGUGUGUGUGUGUGUGAAAAGUGAUUGCUCCGCCCCUUUCCAACAGGCCAAUGUGUGAAAUGUGCAUCCUGUCAUCAGUGAAUAAAAACUCAUUGAUCCUCUAA
This is a messenger RNA of Gambusia affinis (western mosquitofish), 6230 nucleotides long. It is a transcript of the gene zfta, whose product is annotated as zinc finger translocation associated. The coding region runs from base 494 to 2431 and encodes 645 amino acids. Gene Ontology annotation, biological process: negative regulation of DNA-templated transcription. Lineage: Eukaryota; Metazoa; Chordata; Actinopteri; Cyprinodontiformes; Poeciliidae. The transcript has 5 exons. The record is from RefSeq and is a predicted model, not a curated record.